GCCGAGAAUGGUAACUUGUGUCGGAACAGAAGCCCUCACAUGAGUGGCAUGCUUCAUGGAGUUAUGCGCAUUGCUUUGCCCCCUCAACUGCUAUCAUGGAUUGCAAAACCUUAAUACUUUUCCUUUUCCUCUUCGCGUUCAUUUCCAGCGCAGAAUUCGUUAUCCAUCCGUCCAACGAAGUUAACCUGUUGGACUCCAAAGCAAGCCAAGGGGAGCUGGGCUGGAUAUCAUCCCCAUCCCACGGGUGGGAGGAAAUUAGCGGCGUGGAUGAACACUACACACCCAUCCGGACCUUCCAGGUGUGCAACGUGAUGGAAUACAGCCAGAACAACUGGUUGAGGACCAACUGGAUUCCUCGCAACUCUGCGCAGAAGAUCUAUGUGGAGCUCAAGUUUACCCUGAGAGACUGCAACAGUAUUCCCAUGGUCCUGACCUGCAAAGAGACGUUCAACUUGCACUACCUGGAGACUGAUGAAGACCAGGGAAGUAAGUUUCGCGAGCACCAGUUCUCCAAAAUAGACACCAUCGCCGCCGAUGAGAGCUUUACUCAGAUGGACCUGGGCGACCGUAUCUUGAAGUUAAACACAGAGGUCCGUGAAGUGGGGCCCAUGACUAAGAAGGGCUUUUACCUGGCUUUCCAGGACGUGGGAGCCUGCGUGGCCCUAGUUUCUGUGCGGGUCUACUUUAAAAAAUGCCCUUUCACGGUGAGGAACCUGGCUAUGUUUCCCGAUACGGUUCCCACGGACUCUCAGUCACUCGUGGAGGUUAGAGGCUCAUGCGUCAACAAUUCCAGAGAGGAGGAUCCGCCAAAAAUGUACUGCAGUACCGAGGGAGAGUGGCUGGUGCCUAUUGGGAAAUGUCUCUGCAACAUAGGAUACGAAGAACGGGGAGUCGCUUGCCAAGCCUGCCGGCCCGGCUUCUAUAAGGCCUCUUCGGGGAACGUCAAGUGCUCCAAGUGUCCUCCGCACAGCUACACACACCAGGAGGGAGCCGUACACUGCAGCUGCGAGAAAAACUACUUCCGUGCAGAGGAGGACCCCGUCUCCAUGGCCUGCUCACGGCCUCCAUCUGCCCCACGGAAUGUGAUCUCUGCCAUUAAUGAGACGUCAGUGAUUCUGGACUGGACCUGGCCGGCUGACAGCGGAGGGAGGAAGGACGUGAUAUUUAACGUGGUCUGUAAGCGUUGUUGGCCGGGUCCCAGGCAGUGUGAACCCUGUCGAGGGGCCGUGCGCUUCCUGCCCCGUGCCACCGGCCUCACUAACACCACAGUGACUGUGGUGGACCUCCUGGCGCACACUAACUACACCUUUGAGAUCGAAGCCCAAAAUGGAGUGUCCUCCCUGGCCCCCACGAUCCGACAGUAUGCUGCGGUCACCAUCACCACCAACCAAGCAGCUCCAUCUGCAGUGGCUGUCAUCAGGAAGGACCGAACAUCCAGAAACAGCAUCUCACUGUCAUGGAUGGAGCCUGAGAGACCCAAUGGGAUCAUUUUGGACUACGAGGUCAAAUAUUAUGAGAAGCAGGAGCAAGAGACGAGCUACACCAUCCUGAGGUCAAAGGGCACAAACGUUACACUAAACGGGCUAAAACCCGACACGACCUACCUGUUACAGAUCAGAGCGCGCACCGCGGCCGGAUACGGCGGCAGCAGUCGCAAGUUUGAGUUCGAGACCAGUCCAGACUCCUUUUCCAUCUCCAGUGAGAACAGUCAGGUGGUGCUGAUCGCUGUCUCCUUGGUGGCCAUCAUCCUCCUCACUGUAGUGCUCUACAUUGUGAUAAGCAGGCUCUGUAGAUAUAGCAAGUCCAAACAUCCAGAUGAGAAGAGGCUGCCCUUUGGCAACGGCCACUUGCGACUGCCUGGAAUCAAGACCUACGUGGACCCGCACACUUACGAAGACCCGAGUCAAGCCGUGCAUGAAUUCGCCAAGGAACUGGAAGCGUCCUGUAUCGCCAUCGACAAAGUGGUUGGGGCAGGGGAGUUUGGAGAGGUGUGCAGCGGCCGACUGAAGCUGCCGUCUAAGAAGGAGAUCUGCGUGGCCAUCAAGACACUCAAAGCCGGAUACACAGAGAAGCAAAGGCGGGACUUCCUCAGCGAAGCGAGCAUCAUGGGACAGUUCGACCACCCCAACAUCAUCAGGCUGGAGGGCGUGGUCACUCGCAGUAAGUAAACCGUGAUGAUAGUGACCGAGUACAUGGAGAACGGCUCUUUGGACGGCUUCCUGCAGUGAAAACACGACGCCCAGUUCACAGUGAUCCAGCUGGUCGGCAUGCUACGUGGCAUCGCAUCUGGUAUGAAGUAUCUGUCGGAUAUGGGUUACGUGCACAGAGAUUUGGCUGCUAGGAACAUCCUGGUCAACAGCAACCUGGUGUGUAAAGUGUCAGACUUCGGCUUGUCCAGAGUGCUGGAGGACGACCCCGAAGCAGCCUACACCACAAGAGGUGGCAAGAUUCCAAUCCGAUGGACUGCGCCGGAGGCCAUCGCCUACCGCAAGUUCACCUCGGCCAGUGACGUAUGGAGCUACGGGAUUGUCCUAUGGGAGGUCAUGUCUUACGGAGAAAGACCUUAUUGGGAGAUGUCCAAUCAGGACGUGAUAAAAGCGGUGGAUGAGGGCUAUCGUCUUCCGCCACCCAUGGAGUGCCCUGCCACGCUUUACCAGCUGAUGCUGGACUGCUGGCAGAAGGACCGAAACAACCGGCCGAAAUUUGAGCAGAUUGUCAGCAUCCUGGACAAGCUCAUCCGCAACCCCAGCAGUCUCAAAAUCACGGCCAGCACCACGUCCAGACCGGUGAAUCUGCUUCUGGACAGGACCAGCACUGACAUCACUUCCUUUCACACGAUGGGUGAUUGGCUGGAGAGUGCGAGGACGUUGCCCUGUAAAGAUGCAUUCAGUGGAGUCAGCUACAGCUCCUGUGAUACACUGGCCAAAACCUCAGCAGAGGACUUCAAGAAAGUCGGUGUGACGAUCGUUGGACCUCAGAAGAAGAUCGUGAGCAGCCUAACAACGCUUGAAACACACUCAAAGAACGGUCCAGUUCCUGUGUAAAAUUUAAAAAAUCGAGCGACGGAAAUGAAAGACACCUGAACCAGAUUGAUGCUGCUUUGGCUUUAACAGACAGGAAAUAGAUAUUCA
Molecule: messenger RNA, 3131 nt
Organism: Puntigrus tetrazona (Sumatra barb)
Lineage: Eukaryota; Metazoa; Chordata; Actinopteri; Cypriniformes; Cyprinidae
Product: ephrin type-A receptor 3-like
Biological process (GO): cell surface receptor protein tyrosine kinase signaling pathway; protein phosphorylation; axon guidance
Cellular component (GO): neuron projection; plasma membrane
Molecular function (GO): transmembrane-ephrin receptor activity; protein binding; ATP binding
Source: RefSeq, a predicted model, not a curated record